Ipomoea triloba (trilobed morning glory) is the source of this 886-nucleotide messenger RNA. Its product is annotated as UPF0426 protein At1g28150, chloroplastic. The record is from RefSeq and is a predicted model, not a curated record. The transcript has 3 exons. Lineage: Eukaryota; Viridiplantae; Streptophyta; Magnoliopsida; Solanales; Convolvulaceae. Bases 114 to 458 code for a protein of 114 amino acids.
CGUGUAACUGAUAGCGGUAAUAGAAUACAGUAAAUGAGCAGCAAUAGAAUUAGAGGAAGAGAGGGAACAAACUCACAAAAGAAAGGAGGUGAAUCUCAAUCUCCAUUUCCGUCAUGUCUAUCGUACUCGGUUGUGUUUCAUCACCGUUGAUUGUAGCGAAUCGAAAUCUUCGCCAGAAUUGGAAAUCUGGUUAUGCCGCAAGAGGUAAGAACUCAGUUGGGGUUAAAGCUUGUUUCUUCAACCCAAUCCAGGAACAACCUAUUCUCAAAGAAGCUCUAAAGGAGCCCAUAGCCUUCAUGGGAGGGGUGUUUGCAGGCCUUUUAAGACUUGAUCUUAAUGAAGAUCCUCUCAAGGAAUGGGUUACUAAAACUGUGGAGGCUUCGGGAAUUACAGCUGAAGAAAUUCAGGCCACUGAAAUCGAAUCAGAAGAAACCCCACAACAGAUAGAGAUUGAAUGAUUUCAUUCCAAUUUACGAAUAAAGCAUUAUUGAAACCUCUUAUAAUGUAAAGGGUAGACUGCUUCUGGACAUGUUUUUGGUAUGCUGUGUUAGAGAUUACUGCAUAAGAUUUACAGCCAUCAACAUUGAUGCAGUUCUGCUCACUUAAGCAGUAUGUAAAUUGUGUGAAAGUAUCUGGUUUUCCACUUCAGAGCAUAGAUUUCAGAGAUGACACAACUUUGUGCAUCCUAGUUUUGAUGCCUUCUCAAGUUUCUGCUCUAGAUUUGCCAAAAUGUUUGCACAUUAGUCCCCAGGCCUCUCAUGACUGGGUAUGAUUACUACGAUCACACUUAUGGAAGAAUUCUUCGGCACAAAUGGCACAAAUGAUCUAAAAUGUAUAUGUACAAAUGUACGAGACUUUUGAAUAGAGUAAGGGUGUGUGUUUGGUU